Molecule: messenger RNA, 3138 nt
Organism: Talpa occidentalis (Iberian mole)
Lineage: Eukaryota; Metazoa; Chordata; Mammalia; Eulipotyphla; Talpidae
Gene: WDR77
Product: WD repeat domain 77
Exons: 10
Coding region: 172-1200 (342 amino acids)
Biological process (GO): oocyte axis specification
Cellular component (GO): methylosome
Molecular function (GO): protein binding
Source: RefSeq, a predicted model, not a curated record
AGCACCCACUGCCUGAGGGCAGCGGCGGGGCCGGCAGCCGCGGUCUCGCGAGAUGUAGCGUGUCCAGCCUCUCGAGAGGGGCGGAGGCCGAGAGGGAACCACGUGGGCUUGGCUGCGCGGCCUGGGUCGCGGCGUCCAGUUUGGGUCUGGAUCGGACUCGGAACCGUGGAGAUGCGGAAAGAAACCCCAGCUCCCCUAGUGCCGCCGGCGGCCCGGGAGUGGAACCUGCCCCCGAACGCGCCCGCCUGUAUGGAGCGACAGUUGGAGGCUGCGCGGUACCGGUCGGAUGGGGCGCUCCUGCUCGGGGCCUCCAGCCUGAGUGGCCGCUGCUGGGCUGGCUCCCUUUGGCUUUUCAAGGACCCUUGUGCUGCCCCCAACGAAGGUUUCUGCUCGGCUGGAGUGCAGACGGAGGCCGGCGUGGCGGACCUCGCCUGGGUGGGGGACAAAGGUAUCCUAGUGGCUUCCGAUUCAGGUGCUGUUGAAUUGUGGGAGCUGGAUGAAAAUGAGACCCUCAUUGUGAGCAAGUUCUGCAAGUAUGAGCAUGAUGACAUCGUGUCUACAGUCAGUGCCCUGAGCUCCGGCACGCAAGCUGUCAGCGGUAGCAAAGACUUCUGCAUCAAAGUUUGGGACCUUGCUCAGCAGAUGGUACUGAAUUCAUACCGGGCUCACUCUGGGCCCGUCACCUGCAUUGCCACCUCCCCUCACAAGGACUCCGUGUUUCUCUCAUGCAGUGAGGACAAUAGAAUUUUACUCUGGGAUACCCGCUGUCCCAAGCCCGCGUCACAGAUGGGCUGCAGUGCCUCUGGCUACCUUCCUACCUCACUGGCUUGGCAUCCUCAGCAGAGCGAAGUCUUCGUCUUCGGCGACGAGAAUGGGACUGUCUCCCUUGUGGACACCAAGAGUACGAGCUGCGCCCUCAGCUCUGCUGUGCACUCCCAGUGUGUCACUGGGCUGGUGUUCUCCCCACACAGCGCCCCCUUCCUGGCCUCUGUCAGUGAAGACUGCUCGCUUGCCGUGCUGGACUCGGGCCUUUCUGAGUUGUUUAGAAGCCGAGCUCACAGAGACUUUGUCAGAGAUGCUACUUGGUCCCCCCUCAACCACUCCCUCCUAACCACAGUGGGCUGGGACCAUCAGGUCAUCCAUCACAUGGUGCCCACGGAACCUCUGCCAGCUUCUGGACCUGCGAGUGUCACUGAGUAGCUUAGAUUUAAGACAAAAAGCAAAUCCCCCACGAGUGCCCACUCCCCUGGCCUCUCAGUUGGUGAAACAGCAUGGCAGCCUCCCACGGUGUGUUGCUAGACCAGGCUGUGCAGUUAAUAGGCAUGGUCUCAGCUUGGGGAGGCUGGAUUCUGGGGUCCUGUUGUCCUAGGGAAGAAAAACUUCUUGAAAAUGGAUAGGUACAUGUUUCCGAGUGUCUGUGUAUUACGUAGUUUUUGGUGGUGGGUGGGUAAAAAGUCCACCCCACAUCUUUCCCAAGGCCUAUUCCUCUGGCCCCCAAAAAAGUUUACCAAAGGAUUUUACGCUUCUGUAGCUGUGCACGAGGAAUUGGCUAUGUCUGAGGUAUGGAGGGUGGGCAUCCCUGGAUUGUUGGAAGCAGCUCAUAUACUACAGAUAGGAGCAAUUUUAUAUUUUUAUAGAGCUUAAUUCACUUCUAUCAUAUGCAGAGCUUCCAUUCACAAAAAUCCAGCCCAGCUCACCUGGAGGCAGAGCCAGUUUUACGUGUCUCCUUGCCAUUAAACUGAAUCAGAAGUGUAUUUUCUGGUUGAAUAAAAACUGACUGGUGCCUGUGUAUUGCCAGCACCCCACCCCCUCCCCCCCGCCUCCCUCUUGAGGUUGUAUAUAUGAGAUGAAAUGUUUUUCUGCCAUAGAUGCCAUCAAAGACAGUUUGGGGAUGAUGGCAAGCUGGAAGGCAUUUUAGUUUACUUAAACUGACAACCGAUGCAGACUUGGAGAGAAGUGUCUGAUACCCUAUCUGAAAUAGCCUGGGCCCUAGCCUCUCCUGCCUCUGGGCCCCUUUGUCUGGAUACAGGAAGACUGACUGUAUUUUAUGGACUCUGAAGAUUUUAAAAUGUAACAUUUGAGAAUAAGAAAUACUGAUUGGUGAAAUAAAAAGUCCAGGCUUUGUUAGUCUGUCUUUAAAAUGUGUGUGUUGAGUGUAUUUAGACACAGUUCACUUAGGGAAGUCACCAGAGUCUCAGUCCUACACCCUCUUUUGUAUGUGUAAUUCCCCUGCCUCCACAGUGUAACUAGUUGGAACUUAAGGUUAAUGUUUAGUUACUUGGUUGAUGGACUUGGCUACCACUAGUUAGAAGACAGAGGUCAAAUGUUGAUUGUUCUGAAACUAAGUACAGUCAAUUACAUGUUUUUGGACUUGGCGAGUUCAGCUAAAAUCAUGAAACUGAGACAGGAAAAUGUAUAGAAUAUUUGUAAGUAAAGCUUCCAUGCUUCCCCCUUACCCAGUGUGAGCUCUGCCCUCCCUUGAGUGAAAACACGUACUACUGGAUUUGGGGUGAGGUGGAAACAAAGCCUCAAGUUUUUAACUAUCACUUCUUAGGAGGUAAUAGGGUGGUGGGGGAGUGUGAUCAUUUAAAUUCUUACCAGAGGGAAAAACUUCAAGCUUACCAUCACUUAGAAGACUGGUUUUGGACCUGGACUAGCAUCUCCAUCAGAAACAGGCAAUUCUGGAAUUAUUCUUUGCUCCUUAGUCAUGGAACCAGUACAAUCUAGAGAGACUGAGGAGGGGUUAGCACUUGUUUUCAAUCACAGCCACAUAACACAUAGUCUGUGACCCCAGUUAUUUAUCAUCUGGCAUAGGGUUUAACACAGUCCUCAUCUUACUCUGAAAACUCCUUGUCUUGUGAGUUAUCUGAUCAAUAUAUGUAAUCAUGAAAAGUCUGAAGGUCAGUAAAGGCUUUUUAUCCUCAAACAACAUCCUUUCACUUUGUGGUGGGAGCCAAACACCACUGGUGGCUGACAUUCCCUCGGUGAAGGUAGAUGGAGUUCGCCCUCCGCUGUGAUACUGGCUGUACCUACACCUCGCCUCUGGCAGCACAGAGCCUAGAAGCAUUAGAAACUCCAGUCUCAAAUGGACAUUUUCCGCUGCUCUUUAACAAGCAACUUAUCUUUCACAGAAAUCCU